GUCCCUUUGCUCUAAUUGGCUCAGGCUCUCUGACGUCACGGCUGCGACCUUUCACACGACCAAUCAGCGGGAAGGAAAUGCGGGAAUCGUUUUUUUUCACCUCACCCGGAAGGGGCGGGGUACAGUUUCAGAAGCAGCCAAUGGGCGGCUAGGAGGCGGGGCACCCGUGGGAGCGGCGGCGGGAACUGUCGCGAGUCCGGAGGCGGGUGGCCCGCUCUGCAUCCAUGGAGCCAGCCGAGGGGCCGAGUACAGAACUUGCUAAGUCCAUCAAACCUAUCGAUGGGAGGUCAAUCCACCAGAUUUGUUCUGGGCAGGUGGUAUUGAGUCUAAGCUCUGCCGUGAAGGAGUUGAUAGAAAACAGCGUGGACGCCGGUGCCACUAGCAUUGACCUAAGGCUUAAAGACUUCGGGGUGGAUCUCAUUGAAGUUUCAGACAAUGGAUGCGGGGUAGAAGAAGAAAACUUUGAAGGUUUAACUCUGAAACAUCACACUUCUAAGAUUCAAGAGUUUGCCGACCUAACGCAGGUUGAAACUUUUGGCUUCCGGGGGGAGGCUCUGAGCUCACUUUGUGCACUGAGCGAUGUCACUAUUUCAACCUGCCACUCAUCUGCGAAGGUUGGGACUCGACUGGUGUUUGAUCACAAUGGGAAAAUUGUCCAGAAAACCCCCUACCCGCGACCCAGAGGGACGACGGUCAGUGUACAGCAGUUGUUUUAUACUCUACCUGUGCGCCAUAAGGAGUUUCAAAGGAAUAUUAAAAAGGAGUAUGCCAGGAUGGUCCAGGUCUUCCACGCGUACUGCAUCAUUUCUGUAGGCGUCCGUGUCAGCUGCACCAACCAGGUCGCACAAGGGAAACGACAGCUCGUGGUUGGCACGAGCGGAAGCUCCAGCAUCAAGGAAAACAUCGGAUCUGUGUUUGGGCAGAAACAGUUGCAAAGCCUCAUUCCUUUUGUUCAGCUGCCCCCUAGUGACAGCGUCUGUGAAGAGUUCGGCUUGAGCUGCUCUGAUUCUCUCCAUAAUCUGUUUUGUAUCUCAGGUUUCAUUUCUCACUGUACUCAUGGCGUUGGAAGGAGUUCAACAGACAGACAGUUUUUCUUUAUCAAUCGGCGGCCUUGUGACCCAGCAAAGGUUUCCAGACUUGUGAACGAGGUCUAUCACACGUAUAAUCGUCAUCAGUACCCAUUUGUUGUUCUUAACAUUUCUGUUGAUUCAGAAUGUGUUGAUAUCAAUGUUACUCCGGAUAAAAGGCAAAUUUUACUACAAGAGGAGAAACUUUUGUUGGCGAUUUUAAAGACGUCUCUGAUAGGAAUGUUCGAUAGCGUUGUCAACAAACUGGACGUCAGUCAGCAGCCUCUGCUGGAUGGCGAAGGUAAUGCCAUAAAAUCGCGCUCGGUGGACGUGGAGGAGCCUCCGGCCGAGGUGCAGGGCACCCCCGCUCCGUUCGGGACUCGGGGAGAAGAGAGAAGGGCGGUGGCCGUUUCGAGGCUGCGGGAGGCCUUUUCUCUCCGUCACUCGGCAGACAAGCAGCCUCGGGGCCUGAGGCCUGCUGACCUGAGCCGCCUUCCUCGGGGACAGAAGAGCAGCGCCCCGGCCCUCCACCCUUCGGGCGCCCCGUGCCCCCCGAUGCCCAUCUCCGGCGCCGGCUCCUCGGGGCCUCGGGUGGAGGCGAUGAGGUCGGAUGGGGGCGAAGUGGACGCGGGGAAGGAUUCGGGCCACAGCAGCACCCCAGUCGGCUCCGAGGAGGGGUUCAGCACCCCAGAAACGGGCAGUCGCUCCAGCGGGGACCGUGCAGCCAGCUCCCCCGAUGACAGGUUUUCACAAGAAAAUGCGGAGUCUUGUGAGAAGUUGCCUGAACCCGAGCAUCGUUUUUCAGACGUGAAAUGCCAUGUUGGCCAAGAAGAUAAUGGCUAUAAAUUUAGAGCUUUGCCUCAGCCAGCUGAUGUCUCCCCGUCAAACACGAAGCGUUUUAAAAAAGAAGAAAUUCCUUUAAAUUCCGACAUCCCUCGGGAGUCGGUUACUACUCAGGACGUGUCAGUGUCUCAGGUUGAUGUGGCUGUGAAAAUUAAUAAGAAAAUGGUGCCCCUUGACUUUUCUAUGAGUUCUUUGGUGAAACGGAUAAAGCAGUUACAUCACCAAGAACAGCAAAGAGAGAGUGAACAGAAUUACAGGAAGUUCAGGGCAAAGAUUUGCCCUGGAGAAAAUCAAGCAGCAGAAGAUGAACUGAGAAAAGAGAUAAGUAAAACAAUGUUUGCAGAAAUGGAAAUCAUUGGUCAGUUUAACCUGGGAUUUAUAAUCACCAAACUGGACGCGGAUAUCUUCAUAGUGGACCAACACGCGACGGACGAGAAAUACAACUUCGAGAUGUUACAGCAGCACACAGUUCUCCAGGGUCAGAGGCUUAUAGCACCUCAGAUUCUCAACUUAACUGCUGUCAAUGAAGCUAUUCUGAUAGAAAAUCUGGAGAUAUUCAGAAAGAAUGGUUUUGAUUUUAUUAUCGAUGAAAGCGCUCCAGUCACUGAAAGGGCUAAAUUGGUUUCCUUGCCAACUAGUAAAAACUGGACCUUUGGACCUCAGGACAUAGAUGAGCUGAUCUUUAUGCUCAGCGACAGCCCCGGGGUUAUGUGCCGGCCUUCCCGCGUCAGGCAGAUGUUUGCCUCCAGAGCCUGUCGGAAGUCGGUGAUGAUCGGAACUGCUCUUAACACAGGUGAGAUGAAGAAACUCAUCACCCACAUGGGUGAGAUGGACCAUCCCUGGAACUGUCCCCACGGAAGGCCGACCAUGAGACACAUUGCCAAUCUGGAUGUCAUUUCCCAAAACUGACAUGUUUUUCAUUGAACUAUAAAUCUUAUUGCAGAUUUUUCUGCUUUGAAAGGCAGGGUUUUAGUCUUUUGUUUUUGUUUCAAAGUUAACUGACUACUUUAAAAAAAGUACCAGAGCCGUUUAGAAAUGGCCUCGCGAACCUUUUAGAACCGUGUGGAGCAUGGCUUGCCUUGUUUUUCUGUUCCGCAUUUGAGUGUGUGUGCGUGUGUGUGUGUGUGUCUGUGCGUGUCUAUGUGCAUUCAGGCAAGAGCAUGUUUUACAGAACUAGGAAGAGCACUUUGGAAGUUACUCAGGCCUUUGCUUUGGCCCAGCAUAUUUUAGGCUUCUGUUUUAAGCACUUGAUGAUUAAAUUUGCAGUGGUUUAAUUUCACAAAUUUAAAAUUAUGGUCUUUUGAGGUUAGUGGUUUUUAUCAUGAGACACAUUAAAUUAAAACAAAACAAAACCAGGAAGAAUCCAGAAAACUCAACUGGGACUCUCUGCCUAGCUGGGAAAAACGACCUGGUGGGGCUGGAGUCAUGGUUUUUAAAUAUUUCCUGCUGCUGCUGGGGCGUCACAGCCCUGUUGUAGGUGAGAGGAAAUAAAAGGUUCUCUGUUGCCUGUAA
Molecule: messenger RNA, 3422 nt
Organism: Pteropus alecto (black flying fox)
Lineage: Eukaryota; Metazoa; Chordata; Mammalia; Chiroptera; Pteropodidae
Gene: PMS2
Product: PMS1 homolog 2, mismatch repair system component
Exons: 15
Coding region: 225-2819 (864 amino acids)
Biological process (GO): mismatch repair
Cellular component (GO): MutLalpha complex
Molecular function (GO): mismatched DNA binding; ATP binding; ATP-dependent DNA damage sensor activity
Source: RefSeq, a predicted model, not a curated record